Messenger RNA from Topomyia yanbarensis, 3080 nucleotides. It is a transcript of the gene Rab32, whose product is annotated as ras-related protein Rab-32. Gene Ontology annotation, molecular function: GTPase activity; GTP binding. Gene Ontology annotation, biological process: vesicle-mediated transport. The coding region runs from base 226 to 2691 and encodes 821 amino acids. Gene Ontology annotation, cellular component: vesicle; trans-Golgi network; Golgi apparatus. The record is from RefSeq and is a predicted model, not a curated record. NCBI's taxonomy places the organism in Eukaryota, Metazoa, Arthropoda, Insecta, Diptera, Culicidae. The transcript has 5 exons.
AGUCGACGACGACGCCGACGACGGCUGUGAGAGCUGCAGUAAUCAAAUUAGAUUCUAUACGUCGCGCAGUAUCAUCGGUGAGGCACACAAAAAAGCCGAUCCUACUACCAUAAGUUAGACUCGCUUCCGUGCGGUAGAGCAAAACAAAAACAUUGCUAAACGCGAGCUCGCAGUGUAUUGUGGCUUUCGAGACAGACGGUCGUUUGAGUGGGAUUAGCGAUCGCGAUGAAUAGGACAGAAUCCGAGGAAAGCCCGGUCGAGCUGCUGGUGGAAACUGUGUCACCUACGGCGUCCGAUCUUGGUUCCAUGUCCGAUUCUCCGGUCAGGACUCAGUCAAGACAGAAAAAGAAAAAGAGUGGCUUGUCGUUUAAGAAAAUUCGAAGCAACGCUCAAAGACUAAUGCCGGGACGUAAGAAAAGUGAAAAAGAUGGAGAAACUGAGGAAAUGGAGCAAAUCGAAGAAGGCCCGCCCACUGCGUCACCACCCGAUCCCCGGGUGGACGAGAUCAAGUCAACGGAAAGUCUUCCAGCGAUCAACGAAGAGCAACCGGUUCUGCAAGUGACCAAGUCCAACGAUGAAAUUCCCGCCGAAAGAAAAGCGAAAAAGAUUCACAAACCGAACCGCGCUGCAAGUUUCGUGAAAAAACUCGCCGGUCGGAAGGGAAAAGUUGCUCCCAAUCCAAUCAGUUUCCCUCAAGAGGACGACACUUCAGCUUCGACCAUGGAGACUCCACUCAGCAUCAAACGACGAACGCCAGAAGGUGCGAAUCUCAGCGUCUCCGACACAAGUUUGUACGAGAGCGAUAAACCGAGCGGCGAAAGUUUCAAAAUCGAACUGCUCGAAAGUGAACCCAAAGUAAUCCGUACAAUAGCUCCUAAAAAGACCGAAAUGAAAAUCACUCUGGUAAAUAAACAGCCACCAGAAAGCAAAGGGAGUUCUAGGGCUUCUUCCGCUGCCGGUGUUCAGUUACUCGAGACGUCGGCUUUAGUCAUUCAAUCAUUACCACCAGCAGCUUUGGCGUCGUCGUCGUCGUCGUCAUCGUCAUCAUCGUCGGCUUCAUCGUCAUCGACAAGCGGCGGUGAUAGCGCAAAACCAGGCUCAGUCGCAAGUGUUGGUGAGUCGAAGACAGUCGCAUCAAGUUCUAUCGCUUCGAGCUUCGAUUCUAAACCAAUUAGGUCCAUUCGUUCCCCGAAGGUAAUAACCACGGCCAUUCAGGACAAUAUCGCCGUCUCAUCUACUAAGGAGAUUAUCAAGCCGGAAAUUGUUACCCCAAAAGUCGCUCUACCGGAAGUUGAAACAGACAACGUAAUCGAAACACUCGAAGUGCAUGACAAUAGCGUAAAAGUUUUACCAUCGCCAGAAAAAACUACCGACAAAUUGAAAAACUUUUUUAUGAAGAAGGAAGCCCAGAAAAAGUCCUCCACCGCCCCGGAAGGUUCGUCACAAACCACUGAUCCUCGCCCACCAACUCAGAGUACCGUCCGAACGCAGGAAGCAGCCAAACCGUACCAGUUGGGAAAUAACAUAAAAAACCCGAAUCUGUCCGGUUUCAAGCCCAGCGCCAAGACACCGGAACCAGCUGAACAAAAACCAUCCACCUCCGGCGUGAGUAAGGAGGAAAAUCGUCCUCCCGAUGCAAUAGUGUUCAACAUCGGCAGUCAGGUUCGACCGAACCGCACUUCGAGUCCGCGACAGUCGAGGACACAUCAGCCACCGCUUCUCGCUCCAUUGAACCCAAUCGUAACGGAUACCAUCAGCGGACCCCAGUCCAGCAGCUACAGUCGAUCGAAAUCGUUCGAGGAGUACAAUUCUUCGCUGGACAAUCGCGUGUCCCUGGACGAGAGUUUGCUGAGUGAGAAUUCACGCCGCAGGAUUGCAUACGUUGCACAGCCUACCCUAUUUACCCCGGAGGAGGAGGAACUGGUGAGUGGUCGGCCGUCACUGCUGUCCAGCGAUUAUUCCGCGGAUUCAGCCGAUUUUCUCGAUAGCAAAAUGUCGCCCCAUGGAGAUUUGCUGCUGGAGAAGAAUGAUAAUGGGACAAAUAUGUCCACGACACCGUCGGAGAAACGGGAACAUCUGUACAAAAUCCUCGUAAUUGGCGAGCUGGGCACCGGAAAAACAUCCUUCAUCAAACGCUACGUGCAUCAGUUCUUCAGCCAAAAUUACCGAGCGACGAUCGGUGUCGAUUUUGCGUUGAAAGUGCUCAACUGGGAUCAGAACACCAUCAUCCGGCUGCAGCUAUGGGAUAUUGCUGGUCAGGAGCGAUUCGGCAAUAUGACACGCGUCUACUACAAGGAAGCCGUCGGGGCAUUUAUAGUGUUCGAUGUGACGCGGAGUGCGACCUUCGAUGCGGUUAUCAAAUGGAAACAGGAUCUGGACUCUAAAGUUCAACUACCGGACGGGAAACCGAUCCCGUGUAUAUUGUUGGCAAAUAAGAGUGAUCAACAGAAGCAAGGUAUUGUCACGACACCGGCCAAACUGGAUGAAUACGUGAAGGAGCACGGUUUCGCUGGCUGGUUCGAAACGUCAGCCAAGGAGAACGUCAAUAUCGAAGAUGCUGCCAAAUCCUUAGUCAAUAAGAUUCUGACGAAUGACAAGCAGAACAACAUGGGAGAAAUUGUGGAUGCGGACCGGUUCGCCCUGGCUGGCGGCCGGACGGAUUCGAGUCCGAAGAAAAAUUGUGCCUGCUGACCGUAUGCCGCCCCAUAUGUUUCAGUGUCUUUACUCGAUAUUUUAUGUUAUUGAUUAUUUUUUACGUCUAUAUAAUAUAUACAAAACAAAACUGCAUACAGAGGAAACAGAGAAAAAUGGCAGCGUAAUGCUGCAACUAGUAUAUUCGUCUAAGGUUCAACGUGACGUCACUCGCGAGUAAAUCAAAGUACCAAAAAAAAAGUGCAUCCUUCGAAAUCACAAAAAAGAAGGUGUUCAUUGCCAGCAAUGUAUUCUAAAGGGAAAUAAUGCAAAAUCCAGUCCAAUGUUACUUAACCGUCUGAGCUAAAGCUUUUUUAACUGCAAUUUGUUAUCAUAGAAAUGUCUGUACAAUAAAGAAACGUAUGUUGGAUAUAUUGAAAAACAGAAAA